AUGAUUUUGAAAAAGCCAAAAACACUUAUUCUGCAAGAACAACGAGAGAAACAGCAAUUGGAAGCUUCUGUUAAACCUGAUCGUCCCAAGAGAAAACGUACUGUCGCAUCGUACCGUGUUGAGGCUUCGAUCGAUGACGAGACCGACUCGGAUUUCGAUGAGCACGAUGCCAAACGACAAAAGGCAAAUGAAGCUGUUCGCAAAAUAUUAGGCGAUCUAUCCAACGCCUCUGCACGCUGCUACCAACCUCUAGCUCGCUUACCUAAACAUUACGAUCCUUUAUCGGUUCUCAACAAAAAAUUCAAAAUCCCAAGCAGCAUCAACGGAAGCCAGUCUGUCGAUGACUCUUCAUUCGGUGUACGUCGCACGCUUGGUAUGCGACGUCGCGCCGGCGUCUUACGCGCACUUCACGAUCAUACCGCCGAAAAUGCUUUGGUUUUAUGGGACCCUGCCGAAGAAGAAGUUCCCGAACCCACAGAACAGGACGAAAAGAAAGCUUCCACCGGUAAACGAGAGAAAAGUCUCUCUGACAUCCUUGGUCUGAAGAAGCAAGAGACAAAGAAAGUUCACGUCGUCGUCGACCCUGUACUUGCCAAAGUGCUGCGGCCGCAUCAAAUUGAUGGUGUCAAAUUUUUAUUCCGAUGCACGACCGGCAAAGUCGAUCCAAAUGCAUAUGGGUGUAUCAUGGCCGAUGAAAUGGGUCUAGGAAAGACUCUUCAGUGCAUUUCCCUCGUAUGGACCCUUUUGCGUCAGUCCGGCGAGUUGGGCAAACCUACCAUUAACAAAGCCAUCAUUACUUGUCCAUCAAGUCUUGUUCGUAACUGGGCGAACGAGUUUGUCAAAUGGCUCGGUGAAACGCGUGUCCGCCCUUUAACGAUCGACAAUGCUGGCAGCAAAGAAAAGAUUAGUGCUAUCAAGCGAUGGGCUGCAGCCCAAGGACAGCUCGUCAAUCCAGUCCUCAUUAUUUCAUAUGAAACCCUGCGCUCCUAUACAAAGUACUUGAAAAAAUGUCCUGUUGGCCUUUUACUUUGUGAUGAAGGCCAUCGACUGAAAAAUGGAGCUUCUCUCCUGUUCCAGGAAUUGAACAGUUUGCAAGUACGACGACGAGUCAUUCUUUCAGGAACACCAAUUCAGAACGAUUUAAGUGAAUAUUAUUCCCUUCUUGAUUUUGCGAACCCAGGUUUGCUUGGUACCACCAACGAGUUCCGUAAAAAUUAUGAAAAUCCUAUUCUUCGCGGUCGCGACGCGGAUGCCUCCGAUAAAGAGCGCCAAAUUAGUGACGAAAAGGUGGCCGAAUUUUGGGCCAUUGUAUCCAAGUUCACCAUUCGUCGCACAAACGAUAUCCUCAGCAAAUACCUUCCUGUGAAAUACGAACAUGUCGUCUUUUGCAAACUUGCGCCGCUACAGCAAGAACUUUACAACAUAUUUCUGACUUCUCCCGAGAUCCGAGGUUUACUGCGAGGACAAGGCAGUCAACCGCUCAAGGCCAUCACCAUGCUCAAGAAACUGUGCAACCAUCCUGCAUUGCUUGAUUUGCCCAAUGAACUUGAAGGAUCCGAACGUAUUCUGCCUCCCAAUUAUCAAGGAAGCAACCACAAAUCCUUUACUGUCAAUUCGUCAUAUUCUGGAAAAUUCAUGGUCCUGGAUCGAAUGCUGGCCAGAAUCAAGAACGAAACAAAUGAUAAAAUCGUACUCGUCAGUAACUAUACCCAAACACUGGAUGUAUUUGAAGCUUUUUGCCGACAAAAACAAUAUGGCGUUCUCCGAUUGGAUGGGUCGAUGAAUAUUCAAAAACGGCAGAAACUUGUCGAUCGUUUCAAUGACCCAGAAGGAGAUGAAUUUGUAUUUCUACUGAGCAGCAAAGCAGGUGGUUGUGGAUUAAAUUUGAUUGGCGCCAAUCGUCUGGUAUUAUUUGAUCCAGAUUGGAAUCCUGCAGCCGAUCAACAAGCGUUGGCCCGUGUGUGGCGAGACGGGCAACGCAAAGAUUGCUUUAUUUAUCGCUUCAUCGGUGCCGGCACAAUUGAGGAAAAAAUUUUCCAGCGACAAUCCCACAAGCAGUCGUUAUCCAAUUGUGUAGUCGACGAAGCCACUGAUACCGAACGCCACUUUUCACUUGCAGACAUGCGUCAGCUUUUCCAAUUGAAUACAGCAAGCGAGUGCGAAACUCAUGAUACAUUCAAAUGCAAACGCUGCAUUCAAGGCAAACAACAUACACCCUCACAGAAUAUGAACUACGGAGAUGCUAGCACGUAA
Molecule: messenger RNA, 2253 nt
Organism: Radiomyces spectabilis
Lineage: Eukaryota; Fungi; Mucoromycota; Mucoromycetes; Mucorales; Radiomycetaceae
Product: P-loop containing nucleoside triphosphate hydrolase protein
Exons: 13
Coding region: 1-2253 (750 amino acids)
Biological process (GO): double-strand break repair via synthesis-dependent strand annealing; reciprocal meiotic recombination
Cellular component (GO): nucleus
Molecular function (GO): hydrolase activity, acting on acid anhydrides; ATP-dependent chromatin remodeler activity; DNA translocase activity
Source: RefSeq, a predicted model, not a curated record